CGCUAGGUGGAGGUGGAGUCAGAGCUGGAUCCUGGAGCCCAACUGAGAAGCUCUGGGGAGUCUCAAAGUUUGUGUCUGGAGCAGUAGUGGAAAGUGGGCUUACUGCGAAGGGAUUUUCUUAGGAUGAGAGUUGAUCUCCUGCCUUUAUUUUGGAUGCGCGCCCAGCUUUAACCCCUUCAGCCUUCAGCCAGGUACCUGGGCAGCCUGUCUCUCCCCGACGAUUCUCAGAUUUCCGAGGACAUCGGACGGGAACCCUUGGCAUUUCUCUCUCAGGCAGAGAACGUUUUCCGUUCCAAGUGCAUAAGCCACACGCGCCCAGGCGCACACACGCACACACGCACACACCCCCUGCGGAGCCGGACCUCACCCUCUGCGGCGGCCCUGCCCGCUCCCCUCCUGCCCUCAGCAUCCUCGGCCCAGCGUCCCUCGGACCAGCAUGGAGGUGCUGGAGAGCGGGGAGCAGAGCGUCCUGCAGUGGGACCGCAAGCUGAGCGAGCUGUCAGAGCCUGGGGAAACCGAGGCUCUCAUGUACCACACGCACUUCUCAGAACUUCUGGAUGAGUUUUCCCAGAACGUCUUGGGUCAGCUCCUUAAUGACCCUUUCCUCUCCGAGAAGAGUGUGUCGAUGGAGGUGGAACCGUCCCCAACAUCCCCGGCGCCUCUCAUCCAGGCUGAGCACAGCUACUCCCUGUGUGAGGAGCCUCGGGCCCAGUCACCGUUCACCCACGUUGCUACCGGUGACAGCUUCAAUGACGAUGAAGUGGAAAGUGAGAAAUGGUAUCUGUCUACAGACUUUCCAUCCACAACCAUCAAGACAGAGCCGAUUACAGAGGAGCCGCCCCCGGGACUUGUUCCCUCUGUCACUCUGACCAUCACAGCCAUCUCCACCCCUUUUGAAAAGGAGGAACCCCUCCUGGAACCGAAUACUGGGGUUGAUUCCUCCUGCCAGACCAUUAUUCCUAAGAUUAAGCUGGAGCCUCAUGAAGUGGAUCAGUUCCUCAACUUCUCUCCUAAAGAAGCCUCCGUGGAACACCUGCACUUACCUCCCACGCCCCCCAGCAGCCACAGCAGUGACUCGGAGGGCAGCCUGAGCCCCAACCCCCGCCUGCACCCCUUCGGCCUGCCCCAGACCCACAGCCCCGCCAGAGCCGCGGCCCGGGCCCCCUCCGCCCUGUCCAGCUCUCCUCUCCUCACAGCGCCUCACAAACUUCAAGGAUCAGGCCCACUCGUCCUGACAGAAGAGGAGAAGAGGACCCUGAUCGCCGAGGGCUAUCCCAUCCCCACCAAAUUGCCUCUAACAAAAUCAGAGGAGAAGGCUCUGAAGAAAAUCCGGAGGAAAAUCAAGAACAAGAUUUCUGCCCAGGAAAGUAGGAGAAAGAAGAAAGAAUACAUGGACAGCUUGGAGAAAAAGGUGGAGUCUUGCUCCACUGAGAACUUGGAGCUUCGGAAGAAGGUGGAGGUUCUGGAGAACACCAACAGAACUCUCCUGCAGCAACUACAGAAGCUUCAGACGUUGGUGAUGGGCAAGGUUUCGCGCACCUGCAAGUUGGCGGGCACGCAGACCGGCACGUGCCUCAUGGUGGUUGUGCUCUGCUUUGCUGUUGCAUUUGGGAGCUUCUUUCAGGGCUACGGACCCUAUCCGUCUGCCACCAAGAUGGCUCUGCCCAGCCAGCACUCCAUGCAGGAGCCCUAUACAGCCUCUGUCGUGAGAUCCAGGAACCUGCUCAUCUAUGAGGAACAUUCUCCCCUGGAGGAGCCGUCCGGCCCAGCCUCGGCUGGGGAACUUGGGCCUUGGGACAGAGGCUCCUCCCUGCUCAGGGCAUCAGGGUUGGAUCCCAGGCCUGAAGUGGAUCUUCCCCAUUUCAUUCUCUCAAAUGAGAGCAGCCUGGAGAAAUCCGUGCUAUUGGAGUUACAGCAGCACUUGGUCAGCACCAAACUGGAGGGGAACGAGACACUAAAAGUUGUAGAACUCGACAGAAGAGUGAACGCCACCUUCUGAAGAGGCCGUCUCCACCUCCCUCUUUCUCUUCGCUCUCCUUUUACGUCUCCCAACCCCCCUUGUCAGGAGCUUUUCCUUUUUGCUUUUGAUCUGGAUGAAGACACGGGCGAGCGGUCGUGGCUUUGGAUGGGAGGACAGCUUGGGAUUUCCACCCGCGGUGAGAGAGCACCUCCCUCUCCCUCCCCCUCGAAGAACGGAGCCCGGCAUCCCUCCCUCCCUCUUGCUUGCUGCCAUAGGAAAUUAUUUUAGGUCCAGGGCUGGGACGAGCAGACUUGUUUCCACCAAGAGUGCCAAAAAGAGACUGCCUCUUUCUCACUGUGGGGCGUGAAGAAGAGAUGACGCUUGUUCUUUUGAGACCGCACACUCUAGCCACAGAAAUACCAGGAUGCCUGUUGGGAUCUGGCAAAGCACUGACUGAUGUCCUGCCUUCCUCAGCCUCGGCUGCCGGAGCGUCCACCCCCAAGAGCCUCGGAGGUGCCGGGGCCUUCAGUGAGCACCCCUGCCACUCUGCCCCGACCGAGCCCUGGCAGAUCGUCCUCCCCGCGCCGGAGCGAGGAUGCCCCCACCCCCACCCCACCCCCCUUCUCAGGCCGCAAGUGCAAUGCCUGAAGGAAUCAGGCUCCUCUACUCCAGGCAAACCUGCCCCGUCUUGUUGCUUGUAGGACUUCCCCACAUACCCAUAGGUCUGCCUCCCCGGCUUCUCCUCCCCGUUUGUAAAUAGUAUUUAUUAGCUCACUGAGGCUUCCCGCUGGCAACCACACUGAAGAGAUCCGACGCCUCCCUCCAAACGGCCAAAGUCUCCUGUUGGCCCGUGGAGCUCAGAGGGUACCCGAAGCUCUGGGAUCCCAAUCCCCCAGAUGGUGGCUUCUAUUUGUUUUCAUCUUCUUCUUCUACGUCAACCCCCUCCCCUUCCUCCUCCUCUCCCAUCUUCCCCUUCCUCCUCGUCCUCCUCCUUCUUCAACCUGAGGCCUAUCGUUGUACUUGGGAAAUCCCCGGAAGCUUGGGUCGUCCCACGGAAUGAAGUCACAGGGAAAGACGGAGCAACACCUUGCUCGGGUCUGUGGCUCUGUGGCCACGUGCUUUUCCUGCCCUGUUCCUGUGGCAGAAGGGAAUCCCCGUCCCCGACAUCAGGCGUCGCGGACAACCUUGCUGGCUUGCCUCUCCGCACCUGCGCCCAGCCCCCUCCGCCCCACCUGCCCUGACACUUCUGCUGUACCCUCCCUUCUGCCCCAACACAGAGGGUGGGCCUGAGGCCUGGGGCUGGAGUACGUGACCUUAGUAUCCACAGUCUUACCUUUUAUAGUCAGGUUUGGCUACUUUGCAGCUCACCCAAAGAGAUACCACCUAAUCCCCCAACCUACUUUUAUUUUUAUUUUUUUUUAAUGAUUAAAAGUAACUUUUGUAGUUUAAAAUUUUCUUUCCUCUUUCAUACAGAUAAGAAAUGGAAAUUGCCUUUUUAUUGUAUAAUGUAGAAGAUUCCCCUUAAGUGUUUUCCCCUAGCUUGUGAAAGAUUUCGUAUAAGGAAUGUGCUUACCUUUUGUAUUUUAUUUUUAGUAGUAGCUGCAAGGCCUUUAGCUUUACCUCCGGUCUCUCUCUCUCUUUUGUCGACACUGUCACUGGAACCUGCACUUACGAGGGAUUAAGCCCACACCUGGGCCUUUCGUUCCGUGUCAGAUGCAGGAUUUGGUGUCAUUAGCGUUUGCCAUCGUACCUCAUGAGCAGAUCCCUGCUUGGUCUGCCGAGGUACAUCUGGAGCUCCCCGGGAGUGAUUCCUGUCUCUGUGCUGUGGUGGAGAGAGUUCCAGACUGGGAGAUGCCAACUGUGUCUCUUCAGCUGUGCGUGGAAGCCGGAUCGGGGCUGCUGUCUGCAGUCUCACGGCCCCUCACGUUGGUCAGAGAGAGCAGAGGCCGUCAGAGUUGUGCGGGGAGAGGGGCUGCCAACAUGCCCCUGCCCCUGCUUCUCUCCUCUCCCUUCCCUCCUUCCCUUCUGCUCUAGAUUUUCCUGGGCCUGGCUGGUGUCGGGAAGGGCCACGGGCUGCUGUGGUUCAUCCCUUCCUUUAAAACGCCGUGUAAUUAUCAGGCACAGGUAGCCCGUGGGGGCCUGAGGAGGUCAAAAAGAAUUAACUCCAAUAGUAUUUGGCCGAUGAGAAAGGAGGGGUUUUGCAUUUGAGGGCGGAAGUGUGAGAAUGGGUCAGCAUACUCACCUGCUGCCAUGGAACCAGAUCGGGUUUUGAAGGCUCCAGGGGUAGCCGGGGUAGAAAACCCUGUUCUUCUGAAUGAGGCGGGAGAUGGGAAGGGCCGGUAGACUUCCAGUCCCUCCCUUAGUACCUUGAGGAUUUUAUUUUGGCCUCUGCCUGCCUUUGCUUGUCGUCCCCUUCUCCAGACCUCCAAACAGCAGGGUGUUCUCUCUGGGACGCUGUUCUUCUAGAACUGAGUCUGUACCUAGAGACCUGAGACAUCAUCUUGGGAGCUCAAAUGGCCAUAGUAAGGGGGUUCCACGUCCUCCUGCUGUGUUGAGAAAAGCCUCUGCCCUUCGCUCUCGAUGUGGGCAAGUAAAGGGAACGAAAUAGUCGUCCCUUGGGGAGGAUCCCAGGGCGUGGAGAGGACACAGAAGGGCCGAAGGAUACCCAAGAAUUCACAGAUGUGUGCUCGUUUUCUGUCCCAGGGUUAAGCCCAGACCUCAGUGGAUUUGUUUCCCCGGAUGCAGCGGUCCACUAGUCCAGGCAGUAAUACCUGGUUAGCCUGCCGAUGUCAAGCAGUGGCAGACGUCGGCUUCCAAACUUCAGUUUUGAACACUGUGACACUGUUGGCGUAAUCAUAAACCAUAAAUAAUAAAUAUGUUACUCAUAAAUACAUUAAUUCUCUUCAUCGUAUAAGCAGGGUUUCCUCUUCCCUUUCUUUGAUUACCCUGGUGAAGGAGAUGUCUUGCAAACAUGUAGAGAACAAGCAGUUUUUCACUGGGUGAGACCUGAGUAACGCCCCCCCCCCCCCCCCCUCCACUUGGCCCUUUCCACACAGCUCUUGACUUUGUGCUCAGAAACGGAUGCUGGAAAUGAAAGGCCUCAGUGCCAGUUUAAGAAAGAAUUCCCGUGAAGUGUCAGGACCCUGGAGCCUCGGCCACAUAAAAGAGAGUAUUAUGUCAAAAAUCUGAUAGCUGAACUAGGCUGUUCCUUUUGCGUGGGGGGUGGGGGUGAACUUUGCCACUGGUGUAGGCAAAAUUAGAUAACCUUUUUUGGCUAAUGGAGAUGAUUUUGACUUGGAGAGCUCAUUCGUCGAUUGUGAAAGCAGCUUUUGGCUCAACUUACUUAUAAAGCGCCUGUAAUUAC
Lynx canadensis (Canada lynx) is the source of this 5324-nucleotide messenger RNA. It is a transcript of the gene CREB3L2, whose product is annotated as cAMP responsive element binding protein 3 like 2. Gene Ontology annotation, biological process: regulation of transcription by RNA polymerase II. Lineage: Eukaryota; Metazoa; Chordata; Mammalia; Carnivora; Felidae. The transcript is spliced from 12 exons. The coding region runs from base 437 to 1999 and encodes 520 amino acids. Gene Ontology annotation, molecular function: DNA-binding transcription factor activity, RNA polymerase II-specific; cAMP response element binding. The record is from RefSeq and is a predicted model, not a curated record.